Clonostachys rhizophaga is the source of this 2547-nucleotide messenger RNA. The record is from the annotation of a GenBank genome assembly. Lineage: Eukaryota; Fungi; Ascomycota; Sordariomycetes; Hypocreales; Bionectriaceae.
AUGAACCUACAACAUCUUCCGCCUGAAAUAUUGGCGCAGAUACUCGGCCGGGUCUUCCCCAGAGAAUGGUAUCGCUCCCCCCAGAGACACGAGUGCAUGAAACUUCGUCUCGUCAGUCGGGUGUUUGACAACGUGGUCUCUGGCAUCUUGUUCCGUACCUCACAUGGCUUUACCCUACUGGAGCGAUCGAGGCCGUGGAAUGAUGACAAGACGAUUUGGGUCUUGACGACCAAGAUCAGACUAGACUCUGUACGCCGCGACGAAUUUUCCGCCUACAUCCAUCGCUGGGCCAGCUUUAUGGCCAAUAGAAAUUGCUGGCCGCUAGAGGAUGUAGGUGACCUCUAUCAAUGGAUUGAAGUGGCCUGUCGGGCCAUCGUACACCAGCUCGGGGCCAAUUGGGUGCGCAAAUGGCUGCCAGGCCUCGACGAGGGUGUGGCUGAGAUGAGCUUAGACCUUAGCCUUCCAGAAAAGCUCUCCAUUGUGAGUACGUCCACGAGCGACGGCGAGUCUCUAAAACUGGAACUCGAAUCAGUCCAAGGUGCUAUGCAGCUUGCUUGCUGCGGAGGCGAUGUCGAAAGAGUCAAAUUGCUACUCUCCCGCGGUGCAGAUCCUACUCUCUCCCAUCCCCAUUUUGGUUCUCCGCUCCCCAAUGCUGUCCGGAAUGGCCACAACGACCUUGUCCAGUGUCUCUUGGAUGUUGGACCAGCCAUCCGGCCUCCAGACGGGUAUGGGGAUCUCUUGAAACUCGGUGUGAAACACGGCCGUUCGGACGUCUUCCAGUGUCUCCUGCGCAAUACGCCUACCGAGGACUCCCAUAUUUUAUGCACGUGCAUGACAUUGGCGUGCCGAAAAGGAUAUGCAGACAUUGUACGCGGACUCCUCCAAUGGGGAGACAUUGAAGCCAAACGAAUUCGAAAGGCUCAGGGCUGGGCUAAAAGCGUGGCCAGGCGUUCGCGUGCUCGUAUUUUCAACAUCCGGUUAUCAGGAAAACCAAUCUACGACCGCGUUCACUUUGUGGAAGACCCCAACUGGUUCAUUUACCAAGCUGCUAGCCAUGGACACGCCGAAAUCGUUCGCAUCCUUAUCGCACGGCCAGCGUACCGCCCAUGUGACCCAGCACGGGAGGACUGUCCUCUGCGAGUGACUAAGGAUCCUAGUAUCGCUUCGCUACUUUUAAAUACCUAUCGCCCGCAGGCGAAGGGCUUUCGUGAGCGAGUAGGAACCCCGUUUGUUGCUGCUUGCAGAGCUGGUAAUUUACCGCUGGCGAAGGUCUUCCUUGCGUGGCCAUAUUUGAAUCCCAACGCCAAUGGUCCCAAAGGCCACUCGACAGCAUUGAAUGAGGCGAUCACGGCCGCCUGGACAUAUUUGCCCACAACCAAUGUGGAAAUGGUGCAAGCAAUCCUUGAGCAUCCCAAAAUCAACCCGAAUUUAUUAGCUGCUGGGGAAACAAGCAGGCCUUUGGGAACUGCCAUACAACACGAUGACAAAGCCAUCGUAGAAGUUCUCCUGUCACGGCCUGACGUUAAUCCCAACCUUUCUCAUGGCGAGUGCAGUACUCUUCUCACGUUUGCCAUAUACACUGGGAACUUGGACAUAGUGCGACGCCUCCUGCAGCGGCCAGAUAUAGAUCCUAAUAUGAGGGACAAAGGACUCAAUCACAACACGCCGUUGCUGGCAGCCGUCUACGCAAAGCAGUAUGACAUUAUGGAGGAGCUACUCAAACAUAGUGGCGUGGAUCCGAACGGUCAAAGUCUCGAGCCGUCACUUGGAACUGCUCUGUUCUACACGGCAGGGAAAGGGCGUGAGCCGGUAGUGAAGCUGCUGCUUACGAGGCCCGACAUCGACGUUAACUUGGGAAAUUCCAACGCCUCGCCGCUUGCCAAUGCGAUUUUGGGAGAUCAUAUCGGGACCGUGGCACUUCUACUAGCACACGACAAAAUAGAUCCGAAUUAUGCGCCGAAGUUUCCAAAGACAUAUACUCGUUUGCAUUCUCGACCAGGGCAAGACAAAACGUUCGAGCUCAAAACAUCGUAUGCAAAGAAAAACAAGAGAUAUGUCAGAAUGAUACCUCUAUGCCUAGCAGCGGAGGGAGGCCACCUACAAUCAUCGACGAUGCUGUUGGAUCAUCCAACCAUCGAUAUCAAUGUUACUGACGGGACUGGGAGGACAGCUCUCUGGUGGGCGGUGUUUAGGGGUCUUCCGGAGCUCGUGAGGCUACUCCUAGACCGCGGGGCUGGAGCGGUUAUAAACCUGAAAGAUGUUCAGGGGUGGACACCCUUACACGUAGCCGCCAACUAUUCAUAUCCGCUGCCGGUGGCCUACCUCCUGGAGCAUCCGGAUAUCGACCCCAACCUAAUCAACCAGGAUGGAUAUACACCACUGCAUCUUGCAAUAUAUUCCAACGAUGUUGAUACUGUAACCAAGUUACUGAAACAUCCGAAGAUCAACAGGAAGCUGCCAAUGAAGGGCGGAGUAGUCCCGCUUCAGUUGGCAAAGGAACUGGGGCACCAGAGAAUACUUGAGGAGUUAGGACACGAGACUUCAUAG